Myotis brandtii (Brandt's bat) is the source of this 1156-nucleotide messenger RNA. Its product is annotated as histone H3.1. Gene Ontology annotation, molecular function: structural constituent of chromatin; protein heterodimerization activity; DNA binding. The record is from RefSeq and is a predicted model, not a curated record. Bases 2 to 718 code for a protein of 238 amino acids. Gene Ontology annotation, cellular component: nucleosome. The transcript has 2 exons. NCBI's taxonomy places the organism in Eukaryota, Metazoa, Chordata, Mammalia, Chiroptera, Vespertilionidae.
CAUGUCCGGUCGCGGCAAAGGCGGGAAGGGCCUGGGCAAGGGCGGCGCCAAGCGCCACCGCAAGGUGCUGCGCGACAACAUCCAGGGCAUCACCAAGCCCGCCAUCCGGCGCCUGGCGCGGCGCGGCGGCGUCAAGCGCAUCUCCGGGCUCAUCUACGAGGAGACGCGCGGGGUGCUCAAGGUCUUCCUGGAGAACGUGAUCCGCGACGCCGUCACCUACACGGAGCACGCCAAGCGCAAGACGGUCACGGCCAUGGACGUGGUCUACGCGCUCAAGCGCCAGGGCCGCCGGACGCCCCCUUCAUCCCACCGACUCGGCUCCUCAGUAAUGGCUCGGACCAAGCAGACGGCGCGCAAGUCCACGGGCGGGAAGGCCCCCCGCAAGCAGCUGGCCACCAAGGCCGCCCGCAAGAUGAAGAAGCCGCACCGCUACCGGCCCGGCACCGUGGCCCUGCGCGAGAUCCGCCGCUACCAGAAGUCCACGGAGCUGCUGAUCCGCAAGCUGCCCUUCCAGCGCCUGGUGCGCGAGAUCGCGCAGGACUUCAAGACCGACCUGCGCUUCCAGAGCUCGGCCGUCAUGGCGCUGCAGGAGGCGUGCGAGGCCUACCUGGUGGGGCUGUUCGAGGACACCAACCUGUGCGCCAUCCACGCCAAGCGCGUCACCAUCAUGCCCAAGGACAUCCAGCUCGCGCGCCGCAUCCGCGGGGAGCGGGCGUGAGCUCCGUCCUACCCACUUGCGCUGAAACCCAAAGGCUCUUUUCAGAGCCGCCUACCGCUUAAAUGGAAGAGCUGUAAGCCAAGGAGAGACGUCUGUCCCCAAACAAGGCUGUAGGGGGGCGGGUAGCAGCUGGGGCAGCUGCGUGGAAGUGGUGCUGUGGCCGCCCUAUUUUCUACCCGAGGACUCGCCGGCUGUCGCUGAGGCAGCUUGCGCUGCAUUUUCCGGCAGAGUGCGUGGCUCUGCUGUCAGUGAUAGAGCUGGGGCACUGCUAUUGCACCAAAUGAGGCCUGUAAUAACUAAAGGUCUAAUAAGGAGUUAAGGGCUUGUUGCGGCAAAUUAAAUGCACACUCACUGUGCAGAAUUGCACCCGAUGAAGUUGAGUAUCUCCCCCUCGCUGCAUGUCCUCAACCAGUGAAGCAGCAGGUACGUGGGAUAAUA